Dovyalis caffra is the source of this 588-nucleotide messenger RNA. The record is from the annotation of a GenBank genome assembly. Lineage: Eukaryota; Viridiplantae; Streptophyta; Magnoliopsida; Malpighiales; Salicaceae.
AUGAGAUCGUCAGAGACUGUACCUGGGCUAAGAAGCGGAGCAAAGCUCAACAGAACUAGCCACACAUCGACAGCUAACCGGGGUUCGCUACCCGCUUAUGGUCCACCAAGACUUGAUAUUUUUCAAAAAACCAGGGGAGGAAUUCUUUGCCGAAAAUCCUUCGAUGACAUCUUACUUCGAUGUGUCGAUAGAGCAGAAGGUGAAUACAUCGUAGAUGAAGCACGUUCGGGAAUGCCUGCUCCGCCUGCUCAGCUGCGCCGCAAAGCACGGCUUUCCGGACGAAUGGCGAGCCGGGAGCCGGUCGACUUCAUUCUAUGUAACCGCGCUGUUAAUUCGAGAGCCGUUGUGUCAGGGCUCAUAACUCGGCUCCAGCGCCGGUGGCUUGACAAAGAGAGUACGGGAAGAAUUCAUUCCUAUGCGUCCGCAGCUAAUGAAUCUGAUGCCAUUGAUUCUGUUGUAAUGCUAGCGAAAGGCUUUAAACGAAUACCUGGCUCAAGCCUCAAGGGAAUAAACUGGCUUUCUUCUCCUAGUUGGCUAUGGGUCAUGGGAGAGAGAGUGAUUUUAGAAUGUCUUUCAGCUAGUGUUUAA